UCCACACGUUUUAUAUUUUUUCAAGACAAUUUGGAGUUUAAAAAUUUUAAAUCGAUUUUUCACAGUUGAGUUGGUAACAAUGGCCAAUCAGUUUAUCAUUCUAGCUAUAGUAAUAGUGAUUACUUUGCUAAAUUUUAUGCUCUGGAGUGGGAAUAGUUACGGAAGCACACAACUAACUGAGUUCUACACAUCACUAUUGGACAGAAAUUCAAACAAUAACAGUGUGGACCAACAAUUGGCUCAAAUCCGGAGCCAAUUGGAUGCUGAAAUGGAGAUUUUACGGAAUUUCGAAUCCAAAUUUGGUCAGGGAGCCGGAGACAGUUUUGAGCAACACUUUGAGAAAAUGAAAGCAUUCUCAAUAGCCCAGGCACCUCUUCGCAAGAGAACUCUAGCCCAGAUCUUCAAGCCAACAGAGUUUUACUUGCUCUAUGGAGCCAUGGGACCAGAGGUCUUUUGUCCUGAAAAAGUACGCAUCGGAACAGUUGGAGACGGCGGAAAAUGGGUUUGCAAUCCGUGGAAGUGCCCGAACAAUUCUGUAAUGUUCUCGCUAGGUCUCAACAAUUGGAUAACUUUCGAGGAGGAAUGGCAGAAGCUUACAGAUAAUCGAAAUAUUUUAUAUGGUUUUGAUGCGGCUGACCAAAACGACAGAACCCGUCAAACCUACUCAAAAAUCCGUGGAACCUCGAAAAAAGCUCUAAUCUCCGUGGCAACCGAUCCAGCAACUAGCAAAUACACAAUUGAUGAUCUUGCCAAGCACUUUAAUGUUUCCAAUAUUGAAAUUCUAAAAAUCGAUAUUGAAGGCGCCGAGUUGACGUGUUUAAUUCCAUUCCUUGAGAAAUACGAAGUAUGUCAAAUCUACUUGGAGCUCCACGGCGGAGCACAGGAACACGCGAAAUUGCUCAGGGAAAUUGGUCACUUAAAUUAUCGAUUGUUUUCAUAUGAGGUUAAUGGUUUUGAGUUGAAAGCCUGUGAAUAUAGCUUUAUACAUGAAAAGUGUGUGGAGAAGUACGGUGGAAUGAGAAUUGCUAAUUAUUUGGAUUAUAGGAAUUAAAAUUUGUACGUUUUUGACUUGUUGAAUUGAUUGUCGGGUGAUAUUUAUUUAUUGAUUGAUUACAAUAAAGUUAUUAAAAUUUGACA
Caenorhabditis elegans is the source of this 1137-nucleotide messenger RNA. It is a transcript of the gene Y55F3AM.11, whose product is annotated as Methyltransferase FkbM domain-containing protein. The transcript has 6 exons. The record is from RefSeq and is marked reviewed. The coding region runs from base 80 to 1051 and encodes 323 amino acids. Lineage: Eukaryota; Metazoa; Nematoda; Chromadorea; Rhabditida; Rhabditidae.